CCCUUCCUCCGCUCCGCCACCGCCGAAGAAAAUGCCGCAGCGCACCUGACAGGCGUGUUUUUAGCCUGUUAGCUAGAGAGCUACAUCUCUAAACGCUUAAUACCGGUCCCUCGCUUUCAAAGUCAAACAUUUCCUCUGGAUUAGAAGUGCUCAAAGGUCCCGAAUCAAAAAGACAGGAGAAGACGAAGGCAGAGCAAUCAUGCAGAUCACACUGAAGACUUUGCAGCAGCAGACCAUUCAAAUAGACAUCGACGAUGAGCAGACGGUGAAGGCAUUGAAAGAGAAGAUUGAGGCUGAGAAGGGCCGAGAAAGUUUUCCAGUAGCGGGACAGAAGCUGAUCUACGCUGGGAAAAUCCUGCAGGAUGAUACGCCCAUCAAGGAGUACAAAAUCGACGAGAAGAACUUUGUGGUGGUGAUGGUGUCAAAGACAAAAGUACCAGGACCACCCACUCCACCCUCAGAACUACCCAAAUCUGUUGCUGUGCCUUCCUCUUCCUCCUCUUCCUCCUCUCCUCCUCCCGUUCCAGCCCCUGCAGCCAUUCCCAUCCCCAGAGACGAGUGUUCAGACGACCCUCCUGCAACCGUCUCGCCUGCCCAGAGCCCAGACCGUGGCUCAGGUCUCGGGGCCGAUGGGGAAGAUGCAUCUUCAACAUUAGUCAAAGGUCAGGAGUAUGAUGCCAUGCUCACAAAUAUCAUGUCUAUGGGCUAUGAGAGAGAUAAAGUGGUGGCAGCACUCAAGGCCAGCUAUAACAACCCUCACCGUGCUGUGGAGUAUCUGCUCAAUGGGAUUCCUACUGUCCCAGUGCAGGAAACCAGUCCUGCUCCAGCUCAGCUCCCCACAGACACGCAGCCCGCAGAAGGUGAGAAUCCGCUGGAGUUCUUGCGCUCUCAGCCGCAGUUCCAGAGCAUGAGGCAGGUGAUCCAGCAGAACCCAUCCUUACUGCCGGCCCUCCUGCAGCAGCUGGGCCAGGAGAACCCUGAACUCCUGCAGCAAAUCAGCCAGCAUCAGGAGCUCUUCAUCCAGAUGUUGAACGCACCGGUGGGUGAGGGGGAAGUCGAGGGUGGCGAGGGCGGAGAGUUUGCUGAUUUGGGUGCUCUCGGUGACGAGGCGGCACCUGGGAGUUACAUCCAAGUGACGCAACAGGAGAAAGAAGCUAUCGAGAGGUUAAAAGCUCUGGGGUUUUCAGAAGCUCUUGUGGUCCAGGCGUACUUCGCCUGUGAGAAGAACGAGAACCUGGCUGCAAACUUCCUGCUCAAUCAGAAUUUCGAGGACGAGUGAGAGUCGCGGAGAGCCCACGUGCCCCCUCCCCUGCCACCACACAAGCGCUGCAUCUACUCGGGACACCGGUUUCCCCCCAUUAUUUCUUUGAGUUUACAAGUCAAGGGGAGACUCGCAGACUGGUUGGGGAUGGGGCGGAUGCAAUCACUCGGUGAACAAAUUCCAAUGGAAUUGACGGCAUUUGGGUUGAAUGCACUCUAGCAUGUUGAAGAAGUGUGCUUGCACGUGUGUAUGCGUGUUCCCUUAGGGAAUAUAUUUGACUAAAUCAGCAUCAAUUGAAAGCAAACGCUCUGAUUUAUUAUUAUGGGUUAUGAGGAGGUUAGAUGUGGGCAUACGCAUUUGCUUGGUUGUUUUUAGUUGGGAUAAGGAUUAAUGAUAUAUGUCUAAUGGAGGAUUUUAUAUAUUUCUCUAAAAUCAGAGAUAUUUCUGUAUUUCUCCGAGCACACACCUCUGAUGAAUGUGAUAACAGCAUUCAAAAAUGAAACAAUUAGUGCAAAUUAUAGCAUUUCUGUAACUUUCUCAGCAAAACAAAUGACCUAAAAUUAUGCAGUUCUGCAAACGAAUCCAUAUCAUGUGGAAUACCAUAAUCCGAGUGAUGAUGGUUUUGAAUGUACUUGAAUUCAAAAGAUCAUUUGUCCUAUUUAAAGUCAACAUGAAAUGGCAGUCGCAAGCUGUUUGUAUUUGCAAGUUUAAUAAGAAAUCUAAUUCACCAAAAUGUAGAAUGGGACUCAAAAAUGAAGGAUUUGUUCCUUCUUGCCUGACAUUUUAAAUUAUUUUGAUAACUUUUUUUUUUUAAUUUACAAUACAGUUUGUGCAUAAUUCCAUGCAUACGUGCUUUAAGAGCGUAAAUAGUCAAUUUCAUGUUGACUUUAAAAAGCUUCUUAUUUAAACUUAGUAAACUCCGUUAACUGUAGGUCACAAAUAUAAAUAAGGAUCAUUUUUCAUGACAUUAGCUUUGCUUAUAUUCAUACGAGGACCAACAAGAGGUUUUUGGCGCACUAGAGGUCACUGCAUUUCAGAAGCCAAAAGCAGAGACCUGUUACAGCAUGAUGAUACUCCACCAGAUUAAGUCCUGUCAAAGAGAGAUUUUCUUGAAUCAUAUUGCUGUGAAGCUGACAAUGGGUCCCUCUGUUCAUGUAUUGAGAGUAAAGUCUUGUAACAUUCACCUCUUAAAGCAAGUUCAGCAGCAGAGGGAAAGAGCCUUCGGCAGCGACUCAACUUUACAUUGUUUUCGCUCAUAGCAAAAAACGCUCCUUUGUAAUGUAGUAGCCAAACUGCCAGACAGUAGACUCUUGUUUACUUAUCAGCAGGCCUACAUGAAGUCUGACCUAGUCUUCAAAAUAAAUGGUCAUUUUUGUUAAAUGCAAUGCUCUCAUUGCUGAAUAAUGUAUUAUUAAAUUCUUUAAUGUAUUAACGUGGUGGAAAUCAGCAGAGCUUUGUGGAUGCAGAUUCCAUGUAGGCCUGUUUGUUAGUAAUUAAUCAUUUGAUUUUACUAUAGCUUGAACUCCCCUGGGAUCAAUAAACUCUUAUUGCAAAGAAAAGUUUCAGAGUGGCAUCAGUUUCUCACCAUAAAACAAACCCAUAUCAGAAUCGUUGUACAGUCAAGAACAUAAUUUAUUCAAUCAGGUGCUGCUCUUUACAAACGUUUUAGUUUUUUAUAAUGGAAAAGAAUCUGUAAAUAACACAUGCAGAUUGCCAAAGGCUCUGUGGAGGCGCGCAGCGACAGAGAGCACUGGAUCAGAGACGCUUCUGUACCAAAACACAUCGACAGCAGAGACACAAUCCGGGUAGAUAUUUAAAAAACACAUACGGCUACAUAAGCACGAGUAAAUCGGGGCAGAUUCUGAAUGAUUAAAUUAAUAAUUCUGAUUUUAGUGUUACUGACUCUUAAUCACUUCAGCAUGGUGUGCAUGUAAAAAGUAAUGUACAUUAAGAAAAAUAUCAAUGGAUUAUUUUAAUUAAGAUGAUCAAAGUAUCAUACUACACAUGCAUAGCAUCUCAAUGGCAGUUGCUUGACUGGCACACCAAGAACAAUAACUAUAUUAGCAUCUACACUAACGCACCAAUAAAGUGCAUGCUAUAGGCUAGUUUUGUCAUCUUCCACUUUAAAUCAUCAAAGAUGGACUCUGAUUGGCUGUUAAUGUUUUUAUUGUUCAUUAGCUGGAAAACAAAUGUUCUGAAAGUGACUCCAACAAUAUCGUUCCUCUGUCUCGUUGCGGACGUCUCUAUUCUUAUAGAAUUAGAAUGAUUAUUAAAACUUUGUAGUUAUCGUUUUCAUCAUUUAUGCUCGUCUAUUUCUAUAUCCACUAAAAAUUGUUCACUGCUGAAACAUCUACUAUAAUGAUUAAUAUGGUGCUUAGAAAAAAUGCACUGCUUGAAGUAUUUUAAGUGGAGCAGCUGGGAUUGAACAUGUAGCCUAUCUAUUACUAGUCCAACCAUUGACAACAAAGCUGCCGCCACAUCUGGAUCAGUACUUCUAAAUGCAGGGCAUAUUAUUCUUAGUGCAGGGUUUUAAUCGGUGCAUAAGGUGCGAUUAGCAAAUCAUCAGUCAAGUUCUUUAAACAGCUGUUCUCAAACAACCACUAAAAAGGUGCUUUAAUUGCGGAGUCAACAGCGAGACUUAACGGAAAUAAAUACAACACAAACAAACACGACAGAGCUACUGUGUAUCUUCUGGUCCAGCGCUCUCUACCGACAGCCAAACAGAUCUGGCACCAGGACCACACCGCUUCCCAAGACACACCGGUACUGCUGGUCUCAGAUGUAGGGAGGGCGAGCGGGUCGGUCCCGGGUCAGUUUGUACUCAGAGCCCAUUGCGUUUGACCGAAGAGCGAGAGGUGUGUAUGAUAUAAACAUGUGAAGCAUACAGACAGGGAUACAACAUUAGAGUUUACAACAUCUUGCUCAAGAGAAAAAGGUUCAACUUUUUUUUUUUAACUCUUUCAUCAAAAGUAGGGAGAGGGAGGAAAGAUAAGGAUAGACAUCUACGGCGCCAAGAGCGAGAGACUGAUAAAGACAGAGGUACAGAGAAAUAGGGACCCGAUGUUUUUUUUUUAAAUCAAUUUUUUUUCUUUUUAACUUUUUACCCCCCCCAUCAUUGUACAAUAAAAAGAACGAAAUCACAUCCAUUUUCUUGUAGUACUAUAUACUGUGAAUACGGCUUGAGAAAGCUCAGGAGGAGAGAUGGGUGUUCAUCAUUUACAAGAUGGUGUCUGUGAACAAAAGGCACUUUGAAUGGGACAACCUUUAAAUGCUCACCUAUACACUACAGCACGAACACUAUGGGAGCUCAUUUACAUACAGGAAGUGUUUACAGGACGAUACGGGGUAGCCGUUUUUCCAGACGCGUUUUUGCCUCUCGACUCGAACCUUGUGUGCUCUAAACUACGACUAACGAAACCCUACUCACAUUAACAUCGACACGAUCUCAUCUAAAUGAAGCAGAGAUUUGGAGCAAAUGUGAUCUGGUUGCUUGUGACGAACCCUCUAGUUGUGAUGCUUCAUUUUGGCCAUUCCACCCAUCAAAACACGCUUUUCUGCUUAUCAGGUAUUUUGGUGCAUUCAAGUCCUCCUGGGAAGUUUGUAUUUAUGAGUUGCGAAGUCAUUUUUAACUGCAAAAUUACAAAUAAUGUGCAUCAGGUAUAUUUGUGCUUUUUUAAAGUUUUUAUUCAAUUUAUGAAGGUGCAAUUGUUAUGCAUUAUAUCGCAACUGUGGAGUACUAUCAUAAUUUAUUACACAACAUUAUUGUAAAUGAAAAACAUAAUUUCGUACAUUUUAAACAACCUUACCGCUAAUUACAGAUGCUGCAUUCAUGAGCGUUCACCUCAAAUCCAAUCUUUCCGACAAACUUGAAUGCACCAUUUAUCUAGACAUUUGAAGGAGUAAGAAGGGGCAUUGCUUUCUUAAAGGUUGUAGUAAAAUGCCUUUUGUCAGAACCAAAAUAUAUAUAUAAAAAUCUGAACCCCUUUAGUAAAUACAAAAGAGAAGAAGAGAGAAACAGAGGCUCGUAAAACUUGUCUCGUCAGAAACAGUCGUUCUGGUGUGGUAUUAUUUGCGCUCGAGUAACAAGCACCAGUAUUUAUUUAUUUAAAUUUUUUUUUUUUUGUCAUAAUACAUUUGCUUUUGUAAAAUUGUUCCUUCGGCCCCCACCCCUAAAAUAGUUUAAAAACCAAAGCAUACAAAUAAAACAUUAAAAAAGAUAAAUGAAAAGUCAAAAUUAACUUCCCGCCUUUAACGCUUACAAAGACUGGGAUUCUUUUUGUGGCCCUCGUGUUUAGAGUCCAGGAGCUUGCAGACUUUCUUUUUUUGUUUUGUCUUUUUUCCACUUGCUUCGCUUUCUUAAAAAUCUGAAGACAAACACAGAUAUCUACCCAACACAUUGCACACGGCUCAGUCCACAUAGAACUUUUUUUUCUCUCUCUCAAUAAUAAAACUUUUCAACAAAAAGAAUGUGUUUUCUCUGAAAAAUUGGUGUCUGUUCUGAAGGUGUAUUUGUGUCUGCACUGACCUGAUACAACAUUUCUGGCGCUUCUGACGAGAUGAUCUGACAUUUGUGGGUUUCAUAUGUUUGGACGUUUUCCGAUGAAACCACUGACUCGGGUCAAAGGUCACAAAAUAACUAGACUGCUAUAGAGCUAAUUUCACAGCGGAAAAACUAUACAUAUGUCCAUAUAUAUAUAUAUAUAUAUAUAUAUAUACAUACACACACACACACACAGUAUGAGUACGAUAUGUUCUGGAUAACAUCUAUCUAUAAAUAUGAUGUUUGCAGUUGCUCAUAUGUUGUUUGCCAAGCCCAUGAUACAUAUUGUACAAAUUUUCUCUAGCUUAUACAUGAAGUGAAGACCCUGAAUUGCAUGUAAAGGGGACACCGAGGCACUUUGAUGUGUUUCAAGUGGAUGAUAAAAUGGUCAGCUCUCAGCCAAUCAGAGUCCCUGACAAUGUGAUUGACAGCCAGGCAGUCCAGUUAUUUAGUGAGGUCAGUGGUUUCGAGCAUUCUCUUUUUCGAGUUCAUCUAAAUUUGAAACAUGCUGUACUUUAAAUAGGGUGCAUGUUGUAAAAUCAUGUUUAAUAGAGGGAUGAGUUUAAAGGUUUCCCUUUGUCCUUUAAGGAAGUGGGUGUGUUUCAUAGUGCAAUGUUUGUGUAUGUGUGCAUGUAUGUACUUUAGUUGAGCACUGUGCUGAUAGGCUAAAUGAAAUUAGAUUGUCGUGCGAGUCAGGCUGUACUCGUGAACUGAAACAAACAACUGAGCAGUGGAGAAAAAACAGAAAGCGGUAAAGUUAUGAAUGAACUGUAAAGUGAUGGAAGGGCAGAGCACUGUUGACAUAAUAGCCAUCAAAAACAUCUAAUUAAUGAAGCUCCAAAAGGUAAACUUGAGAUUGUCUGUUUGUUAGUCACAUUCUAGUUGAAGGAGAGCUGAUCUUAACCUGUAACUCUAAAAACAAAAAAAGCACAAUUCCACAUGCAGUCCGAUCUGCCGGAGCAGAAAUUAUGUUAUGCAUACUAAAAUCGCACAAAA
Messenger RNA from Sinocyclocheilus grahami, 6797 nucleotides. RefSeq names its product UV excision repair protein RAD23 homolog A-like. The transcript has 9 exons. Gene Ontology annotation, biological process: proteasome-mediated ubiquitin-dependent protein catabolic process; nucleotide-excision repair. NCBI's taxonomy places the organism in Eukaryota, Metazoa, Chordata, Actinopteri, Cypriniformes, Cyprinidae. Gene Ontology annotation, cellular component: nucleoplasm; cytosol. The record is from RefSeq and is a predicted model, not a curated record. The coding region runs from base 200 to 1279 and encodes 359 amino acids. Gene Ontology annotation, molecular function: ubiquitin binding; damaged DNA binding; polyubiquitin modification-dependent protein binding.